This is a messenger RNA of Acanthochromis polyacanthus (spiny chromis), 6302 nucleotides long. It is a transcript of the gene egr3, whose product is annotated as early growth response 3. Lineage: Eukaryota; Metazoa; Chordata; Actinopteri; Pomacentridae. Gene Ontology annotation, biological process: regulation of transcription by RNA polymerase II. The transcript has 2 exons. The record is from RefSeq and is a predicted model, not a curated record. Gene Ontology annotation, molecular function: DNA-binding transcription factor activity, RNA polymerase II-specific; RNA polymerase II cis-regulatory region sequence-specific DNA binding. The coding region runs from base 365 to 1597 and encodes 410 amino acids.
GGAGUCCCCUAUCCAGCUCCAAUAGAGCAAGUAGAGCUGCUCUUGUGCAACCAACACCACCACCUCCUCCAUUGAUUCACAGACUUCAAAUUCCCCCACAAGCAGCCCAUCAGCUUCCACAGUGAUCAGAUUAAUAACAACAAUAGCCUGUGAUCACACAGGGGGAGAUAACCGGCGCUGCUCAUCCUCCGCGGGAUACUUGGAUAGCUACAGCAACAGGAUCCAUCCCUGCUCCUGUCUCCUGAUUUUUUUCACGCCCGAUCCACACCUGUGUUUUCGACUUUGAGAACACCCGGUGUUUUUGUGUAACUACUUGGAUACCUGCGCGUUGUGCUUUAUAAAUGUCGGACUGAAUAUAUCUGCUAUGACAGGGAAACUAGCGGACAAAAUCCCUCUUACCAUGAGCAGUUUAAUAAACACGAUCCCUGACAGUCUCUACCCAGAAGAGGACAUCCCGACGUCUAUGAAUAUUUUCACCAGUACGGAAUCUAUUAACCACUAUUCACAGAUGAACACAGAUAAUAUCAUGGAUCUGGGCAUGGGGAACGAGAAAGCAACCUCAGAGAUUCAGUAUGGAUCCAGCUUCCAGUCCAACCGCAGCGGGCAGACUGUCACCUAUCUGGGGAAGUUUGCCUUUGACACUCCUCCUUCAGGUGGCAUCGGCGGCUCCGGCUGGUGCUCUGAUAACAAUAUCAUCAGCCUCGUCAGCGCAGGGAUCCUAGGUGUUUCUCCAUCCCCCGGCACUGUAACGACGCAGACAUCAUCCUCCGCAGCCAGCAUGGGCGGACAGACGUCAGAUAUGGAGCAGGUAUAUGGUCCGCCACUGCCUGCCUAUUCCACCUGCAGUGACCUGUACCAGGAUCAGGUCUCCUUCCACCACAGUCCUGCCACCAGCACGGCUCUAGCCUACCCCGGCAAUGACUAUCACUCCACAUCCAAAGCCUCCAUGGAUGGCAGCCUUUUCUCCAUGAUCCCCGACUACAACCUUUUCCAUCAUCAGGGGGAGGUUGGCGUGAUGGAGCACAAGCCCUUCCAGAGCAUGGACCCCAUCCGAGUCAACCCUCCGCCCAUCACGCCCCUGGAGACCAUCAGAGCGUUCAAAGACAAGCAGCAGAUUCACCCAGGUUUCAUCGGCGGGCAGCAACACCCGCCUCAGCACCACCCCCCGCCACAGACUCUCACCCUCAAACCCAUCCGACCACGGAAGUACCCCAACCGGCCCAGCAAAACCCCCGUCCACGAACGGCCGCACGCCUGUCCGGCAGAGAACUGUGACAGACGCUUCUCGCGCUCGGACGAGCUCACACGUCACCUUCGCAUCCACACAGGUCACAAACCCUUCCAGUGUCGAAUAUGCAUGCGCUCCUUCAGCCGGAGUGACCAUCUGACCACGCACAUUCGCACGCACACAGGUGAGAAACCCUUCUCCUGUGAGUUCUGUGGACGCAAAUUUGCCAGGAGCGACGAGCGAAAGAGACAUGCAAAGGUUCACCUGAAACAGAAGGACAAGAAGCCAGCCGACAAGAGCAGUGGGGCGGCUGGGAGCCACAGCUCGCCGCCCAGCUCCUGUGGGGGGCCAACAGUGGGAACAUCAUGACCGUCACUGCGUGCACAUGGACUGGACCCUCACCACACACCAUAAAGAGACUUAGGAAGAAGGGAUCACGUCCACUAUGAGAUAAAUAGGUGACUCUUUUCCUCUCUUUUACACCCCUGCUCUUUUCAGUUCCUUCUAUUUUGAGAUGGAUGCCUUUAGUUUAAGUCAGAGGGGAAAGGCUGCUACUGCGCCCUUCUCUUUUAAGCAACUCAGAGCCUCAGCUACUGUAACACAGUGCCAACACAAAGAAGAGCACUUUGGCACAUUCUGUCCAAACGGCCACUGUGUAUCUAUAGGUUUUUGGGGUGGAUACACUUUUGUAAAUUUUACAGAAAUUUUCUAAAUUGGAAGGAAGCCAGAAUCCAUCACAGGGGUCGAAACAGACACAUUUAUACUGGAGCUCAGUUCGAGGGUGAGUUGUCUGGGAUGUAUGCAUUAAUUUUAUUAGGCUGUUUUAAAGUGCAAUUGGUUAUAUUUGUGUAUCGUCAUGGAUACCUUAUUAGUGGCACUUGACUGUCUUUUUGUUGUUUUUGUUGAGGUGUAGUGUUUUUAUUUUCUAUUUGAAUGUUGUUCUCUUCAAAAGAAUGUGCCAAAUGUAUUGUGGUGAUGCAGCCAACCUUGUUCUUAUUAUUGUGCCUGACAUUUGCCAAACGUAACGGUGGCAUCAGCUUAGCACAAACAUUGAGUUUAGAGGAAAGAUCUGAUUCAUUCACCACAUUACCAGACGUAGAUUUACCUGCACAGUUUGGUUAAAUCUAGAUAAUGACUGACUGGGUGACACACAGCAACAAACCGAUGUCUUGUCUCGUUACCUGUACUUAUAAAGCAAGCAGGCCUGCAGCAACGGAUGCCUUUGCCAAUACUUAUUUAUUUGUAGUCACUGUGAGACACUGUGUAUUUUUGUUGCCUUUUCAUAUGGUUGCUUUAUGUGGUGUUACCGGAUAUAUUUCUGUUGCUGUUUUUUUUUAAAGCUCACCAAUACUGUUCAUUUUUCAGUUUUCUUGUGUUCUGCAAUUAUAUGCAAUAUAGUCAUGACAUAUGCCACCAACCUGUAAAUCAAAUUAACUAGGAGCACAGCUAGACAGACUGAGCUGCUUAAAUAAAGAACACUGGGUUGCAAACCAGCAGUAUAUGAAAGCAAAGAGGAAAAAGGAUGGAGAUGAAUGAGCCCCCUUGUCUGUGCUUCACAGUGUAAAAAAAAAAAGACUAAAUAACUUGGUUUAAGUCACCAGAAGAUGAGCAGUAUAUGGCAAGAGAAAAAUAAAAAUGUCCAAAUCCAUGUUUACAUCUUUUCUAAUACAGAGAGACUGAGCUGUAAGUAAGGUGUUGUUGUUUUUGUACAGUAUACAAACAUGUAUGCAGGUAGCUACGGUAGAAGUUUCACUUUUGUACUCAAAUGUCAAAUGCACCAUAAUUCAGUAUUAAAUUGUGCAUAUAUGUGCAUGCCUCCAUGCACACUAUGUAAAUACAAAUGUCUGCAUAAACAAGAACUUUCAAUUGACUGAAUGCUUGUGCAGAAUGUGUCUUAAAGCUUUUAGUAAUGUAGUUAUAAUACAGAAUAUUUUGUUGUCCUAUAGGUCAUCGCAAAAAUUUCUGGAGCACUACAGUAGUGCCAAAUAUGGUGUGCUAUCUUCCAUUUAAAAAGAAUAAUAGCAUUUGCACCAUCUGUAUGCUUUAAAGUGGAAACUGGUUCAAGGAAGCACUAAUGUGUUCUCUGAAUAAAUGACAACAUUUUUUUUUUUUUUACAUUUUGUGUAUCUCCAUUAUAGCAAUAUCGGUUAUUUUAAUUAACACAUCUUCCCCACUGCAUUAAAAACACUGGUUGUUCUUGGAUAGAUGUUCUCCCAAGUGAUUGGAUCAGUUUGUGAACAAAAUAUGUCACAGGGCAAUGCAAGAAAAAGAAGGGGGAAAAAAAGCUCAUAUUAUAUUUCUGCUUGCUUGCUUAGCCUUCUACUGAUAGAAGGAAAUAUGUUUUCUUUUCAUUCAAUUAAACAUUUUGUAUAGGCUCCUUUCUGCCAAUUGAUUUACUUGGAUCCUAAGUGUAUUAUAAUGAUAAUAUUUAAAAACAUCACCACAAAAACCAUAUUCGAUAAAACUUUGCUUUUUUUAAAAAAAUAUUGUUUUCCCUUAAUACUGGAAAGCAGCCAUGUUUUUCUUUUCCCUCCAAGACUUUAUUAUGGCUCUGUGGAGCAAAUGCAAAACAUCAUAAGUGAGAUACUAAUCCAACAUUUUCAUCCAGUACAGUGAAUUUAUUACAGUUUUGGCCAAAACCAAUUAAAACAGCUGAAAAAAUAAGAAUGAGAAAUGAAUGAGACUGUAAUUAUUGAAGUAUUUACUUUUGUCAGGGUCAGCAUGAAGCACAAAUGGCAAACACAUCAGCACUGCAGUCAUCAAAUGAGAAAGAGUGGAAGAAACAUUUUUUGAAUAAUGACCUUGUCAGUGUUGUAGGAUAAUUUCAGAUUUUGUUAGAAAUCUUAAAUGAAUUUUCAAAUACCACUUGAAACUCACCUGUUUUAAAAGAAACAUACAUCUUUCCAUUUUAUUUGCUAAUAAUAUUUCUAAUAAUUGCCUGUGCUUUCACACUAUUACAAAAUCUAAUGUUCACGUGAGAUAAAAAAAUUUAUAUCAGCAUUUCUAACCGCUGGGAAAAAACAACUCGAACUGGUCAGCAGACACAGCAAUCAGGCUUAAAGAGAAGAGGAACUGACGAAAGCAAAGGGCAGGAGAAAGGUUUAGGAAAGCAGUGCCACAGAGAACACAGUGCAUACAGAAGUGAGCUUCCAAGGCCACACUUUCCCUUUCCUGUAACAAACCAUUUUCACUGCUGAGCUUCCUGGCAAGUGUCCACUUAUUUUCCAAUUAAUUUGGCCUCAGAGAGUCUUUUCUCAACUCAUCUACAUGGUUAAAUGAACAGACCUCCUUGCACUUUUUGAGAUAGUUUCAAAGUUCACAUAGCCUCUAACAUUUAACUGUAAAUCAAUAGUUUUGUAUCAUAGAAAUCCAUCCUUCUACUGACCGGAUGAACAUUGGCAUGAAACUUUUCUGAUCCAACUUAGAAAAAUGCAGCUGAAAUUAAUAUUGCAACUUUAGAAACUCCAAAACAAAUUCCCAGAUUGAGACAUUACAUUACUAAUCCCACAUAAUUAUCCUAAUACUAACAACUCAUUUUCAAACAUUAGGCUGGAAUUUGUCAGGUUAAAUCUUGCAGUGAGUAAUGGCUUCUAAUCUCACCUUGUGGAGUCAGCACAAAAGAGUGUAUGUAGUACACAAGGUGAUGAAGAAACAACCGAAAUGUUUAUCUUCACUGUUUAUCUGGAAUACUUUGAUGUUGAUCAUUUUACACUCUGGAUUAGUGAGAAUUUAUUGGACCAAAAGCUAUGCUCUCCUCUAAGAGAAAACUGUGUUUAUGUUGCUUUGUGUUAAAGAACGAUGCGGAGUAAGGCGGAGACUACACCAAACUAUUUCCUCGUCUAAAUGAAGCCAUGUAAUUACAAGUUUGCAAACUCAGUAUUUCAUCAGUCUUACUGUGUCUGUCACUUUUGUUUUGUGACAUUUUUGUAAUGGGCAGAUGGAUUUUGUAAAAUUUGUGAGAUCCCCUCCAUCCUCUAAUGUAGUUUGGCGGUUGAACAACAACACAGGCUGCACCGUGUUCUCCUGAACAGUAAUCUGUGUAAUGUGUGAAUGCUAUACAUAUACAUCAAUGACUUGUGAAGCUCAGAAACAACCUCCCUCUUAAUAACGCUUCUCCAGGAAUAAUUUAUGUCAUGUUUUUUUAUGUUCUAUCGUCCAAAAGUGGGCGGCUGAAAGCUCUGAAAUUGGAAUUUGCCUCAUUUUCGUCCUCUGCUCCAUGUUGGAUCUGAGCCAACAUCAGCAGCCAUCUUUGUGCCAAACUGGGUUGCAGGGUUGGCUGAUCAAAAACAAUACAUGAUGAGAACUCCACAGGAGCAACAAAUCAUAAAUGUGACCUCCGUCUGCUUGCAGCUGAAGGCAGCCUUGUGCUAAUGUUUGUGUGUAGCUGUUUGAUUUAGUCUCCGUGAAGUUGGCCUCGGGCAAGGCCGUAGGCUUGGGCUCACUCAUGACAAUUAAUAAUUGUUGGAUUUUUUUAAAAGAAAAAAAUGCUCAUUUUUGAAGAGAUUCAAUAAUGUGUAGAUAUUAUAGGCUACUCAUGUCAUCUUAUGGACUUCAGGGUGGCUUCAGGGAUUUUGUGGUCUUCAACAGUGACACUGGUGUUCAGAUGGAGUCGAUACUCACUGUUUUCUGUUGUGUUGUGUUUCCUUUCAUUACAGUAUAUCCUCAUGUUUGCAUGUGCACGGAAAUGUUCCAAAGUGCUACCCUCGGAUGCGGUGGGUGGUGCUCAUUUCUUUAUUAUGCAUGAAAAUAAAAGUCACAUUGGGUGAAAUGGGAUAAACCUGACAACAAUGCAAGACAAUUGGAAACACACACUGGGAUAACUGUUCUGUUGGCUUUUUUGUUAAAGAAAACAAGGGGUCUUGUUUAAAAUGUUGUGGAUGUCUUUAGCCUAUUUCAUGUUUUUAUUACCUUAUAAUAAGGUCCUUUUAUGAUGAGCUGAAUAUUGAAAUGAAUUUUACUAUAUCCUUGUGAUGGGGAGAUGUGCUCCCCUGUUUACUUGGCACUUCAGUUUGUUGUAAUGCAAUUGUUUUGUUAUUUCUAUGUAAGUACUUGAAUAAAGAAAAAUAUAACUUGC